Molecule: messenger RNA, 523 nt
Organism: Toxorhynchites rutilus septentrionalis
Lineage: Eukaryota; Metazoa; Arthropoda; Insecta; Diptera; Culicidae
Product: defensin-A-like
Exons: 2
Coding region: 88-399 (103 amino acids)
Biological process (GO): humoral immune response; defense response to bacterium
Source: RefSeq, a predicted model, not a curated record
UCCCUAUUCAUCAUCAGUAUUCGCUUAGAAUCUAUCCAAUCAAGUACCAAAUCAGUGUUCCACUAAGAAACAGAACAGUCUUCAACAAUGCAAUCCACAACGAUCCUCUGCUUCGCUUUGGUGUGUCUGGCCACGGUCUGUUCGAUGGGAUACGCCCUGCCCCAGGAUGGUGUUCUCACCGAGGAGACUGAGGAGUAUCUGAGGAGUGUGCUUGAUCCCGUGGCUGAAGCCGUUCAUGCAGUAGAGCCAGCGCAGGAACAUCACCGCCAGAGACGAGCCACCUGUGACCUUUUGAGUGGAUUCGGUGUGAACGAUAGCGCCUGCGCCGCUCACUGUAUCCUUCGGGGAAAUCGCGGAGGUUAUUGCAACGGCAAGAAGGUUUGCGUCUGUCGCAACUGAGGUCCUCAAUGCGGCCAAUGUAAAAAUGCACGGUAUGAUGGUUUGGAAACUAGUAAUUAUGAUAAGAUGUUGAAUCAAAUUUUGAUGCUUUCUGUUGAAAUAAUAGACAUGCAAAUAUUUAAAA